UUACAGUAUUCCACUGCGUAUCCAAAUUCAAGCUUGGUUGGUUAACUUACAAACGACAUACGAGAUCCUCGAAAGUUGGUUCAAAGUACAAAAUCUGUGGAUGAAUAUGGAAGCAAUUUACAAUAAAAAUGAUGCUGUGAUUAAACAACACCUAAGAGAAGACACCAGAAGAUUUUGCUCCGCUGAUCGUAAUUUUUUAAAAUUAAUGGGACGCAUUGCAGAUAUACGCUGUAUUGUUACGUUUUGUGUCAACAGUGACAUAUCAUUACAUCAUUUAUUGAAUCAUAUAAAUGAAGAAUUAGAAAUGUGUCAGAAAUCAUUGGCCAACUAUUUACAAACGAAAAGGAAAUUAUUUCCACGUCUUUAUUUCAUAUCUGAUUCAUCGUUGGUGGAAAUUAUUGGACAGAUGAAUGAUACUGCCAGUAUGCGUGUUAUACAUAGACAUAUUAAUAAACUAUUUACAAAUGUGGGGAAAUUAAAUUUUAUCAACAAGGAUAAUGCUAAUGAAAUUGUCGAAGUAUGCUCAUUCGAUGGCGAAAAGCUGUCA
This is a messenger RNA of Trichobilharzia szidati, 547 nucleotides long. The record is from the annotation of a GenBank genome assembly. NCBI's taxonomy places the organism in Eukaryota, Metazoa, Platyhelminthes, Trematoda, Strigeidida, Schistosomatidae.